This is a messenger RNA of Mycena indigotica, 2946 nucleotides long. RefSeq names its product DUF917-domain-containing protein. Bases 1 to 2946 code for a protein of 981 amino acids. The transcript has 9 exons. Gene Ontology annotation, biological process: glutathione metabolic process. The record is from RefSeq and is a predicted model, not a curated record. Lineage: Eukaryota; Fungi; Basidiomycota; Agaricomycetes; Agaricales; Mycenaceae. Gene Ontology annotation, cellular component: cytosol. Gene Ontology annotation, molecular function: 5-oxoprolinase (ATP-hydrolyzing) activity.
AUGUCAUUUCUUCGAAUCGGCGUCGACGUGGGAGGCACUAAUACCGACGGUGUCCUGCUCGACCCACUCGCAACCUCAAAUCUGAACCGGGGCAUUCUCGCAUGGAGCAAGUCCCCCACAACUUCCAACCCCAGCCACGGAAUCGAGCAAGUUAUCAAAGCCUUACUCGAGACAGCACAGAUCGACGUGCAAAAUGUGGCCAGCGUCACGAUUGGCACCACCCACUUCACCAACGCCGUUGUCGAAAAAGACCGCAACCGCCUAGCUCCGGUAGCGGUCAUUCGCCUUUGCGGCCCGUAUUCCCGCGACGUUUACCCGGGCAUCGACUGGCCUCAAGACUUGCGCGACAUCAUCUGCCAACACUGCAGCUAUGUCAGCGGCGGUCUUGAGGUUGACGGCGACCUCAUUGCUGAUAUCGACGAAUCCCAAAUUGCUGCCGAAUGCGAGAUCAUCAAGAGUAAAGGCAUCAAGUCGGUUGUCGUCAACGGGAUAUUUUCACCAUCUGACGUUGUCGAAAAACAAGAAGAACGCGUCGCUGAAUGGGUUCGCAAAUACUAUCCUCUUGCCGAUGUAGUCAUUUCAAAAGAAGUUGCGAAUCUCGGGUUUGUCGAGCGUGAAAAUGCAGCAAUACUCAACGCCUCCAUUCUUCCCUUCGCCAGAUCGACAAUCCGCUCGUUCGAACACGCAAUCAUUCGUCUACGCCUCGACUGCCCGCUCUUUCUAACCCAGAAUGACGGAACCGUACUUUCCGCCUCUCUUGCAGCACGCUUGCCCAUCCGCACAUUCUCCAGUGGUCCGACUAAUUCAAUGUGUGGCGCAGCAUUCUUGGUCAAGAACGAAACCCACUCGGAAAGCAUGCUCGUCGUUGAUAUUGGCGGAACCACGACCGACGUUGGGAUGCUUCUGGCGAAUGGACUCCCUCGCCAGGCAGCCGCCGUCACAGAAAUUGCCGGUAUCCGACUCAACUUUUCGUGUCCAGAUGUGAAGAGCAUUGGCCUUGGGGGAGGCUCUAUCGUGCGCAGAUCACCAGUCACAGGAAACCUCACGAUUGGUCCCGACUCCGUUGGCCACCACAUCCAAACUCGGGCGCUGGUCUUUGGCGGAGACGUGCCCACGGCGACUGACUACGCAGUUUUAGCAGAGGGGUUGUCCAAUAUAGGGAACCCAGAACACAUCCCCCUUGCGGUCAGAGACGAUAUUCCGGGUUAUGCAUCCGUGGUCCAACAGAUGAUUGAGCGUGCUAUCGACAGCAGCAAAACAUCCGACAUGGACAUCCCAGUUCUUCUCGUUGGCGGUGGAGCAAUUAUCGCGCCAAACACGCUGAAAGGCGCGAGCAGGGUGGUGAAGCCGGAGUAUUCCGGUGUGGCAAAUGCCAUCGGCGCAGCCAUCGCACGAGUGUCAGGGACAAUCGACACUGUAGCCAGUACUACAGAGAAGACAACCAAAGAGGUGUUAGAAGAGAUUUCGAAACAGGCUGUUGAUAAGGCCGUCGAGAAUGGCGCAAUUCGGGACUCCAUAACGAUAGCAGAAAUGGAGGUGAUUCCUCUGCAGUAUGUCGCUAAUAAAGCUCGGGUUAUCGUCAAAGUCAUUGGGGACUUCGAUUUCUCGGCUCCAAUUAUCAGAGAUAGUGCCAGCAAUGAUAGUUUUCAGCCCGAAGACGACGUCAGAGAGAAGGCACCACUUUCCCGGUCCGAGUCGGUCGCAGUUUCAACACCUGCCCCAGUCGACAUUCUUUCGUAUCGACCUCAAAUAAACAGCCAGCGCGAAUGGAUUGUGUCCCAAAUCGACCUUGAAUGGAUUUCGACUGGCUGCUACAUCCUUGGCACGGGAGGCGGCGGGACCCCGUACCCGCACUUUAUCCGACUCCGGGAGAUGAUGCGCAAGGGGGCAGUCGUACGGGUUAUUUCGCCAAAAGACGUGAGGGACUCCGCGGUGGUUGCUGGAGGUGGGGGAAUGGGGUCGCCAACCGUGAGCAUCGAGAAGUUGCCAGCGAAUGAGCAAAUGGAGGCGCAGAGAUUGGUAUACGAUCAUCUCGGGUACGAGCCAGAAGCUGUCGUUGCCCUUGAAAUCGGUGGGGGGAAUGGAUUGCAAGGAAUGAUACUUGGGGCCUCGACAAACAUGAACAUACCAACAAUUGACGGCGACCUAAUGGGCCGGGCAUAUCCAACCUCAUGGCAAAUCACGCCGGUAGUUUUGGCUGGCGACAGGGCGCAUUUCAUGCCGACUGCGAUCUCAGAUGGCAACGGUAACAGAAUGAUGAUUCUCUCGGCCAACAGCGAGAAACACGUCGAACGCUUCUUUCGCGCUGCACUGUCCGAGAUGGGCAGCCAUGUAGGAUUUGCAGAGGGCCCGUGCUCGGGGAAGGACAUCAAGGAAUGGGUGAUCGAGAACGCGAUUUCGCUUGCGUGGCGAAUCGGACGCGCCGUUGCGUUGUGUCGGGCAAAGAACCAGAUUGACGCAGUUGCAGAGGUCAUCGUGGAAGAAGUGGGCGGGAAAAACUCCGCGAAAGUGCUUUUCAAAGGCAAGAUUGUGUCGGUGGAACGCAAGACCAUCAAGGGACACGUCUAUGGGGAAGUGAUUAUCAGCGCAGCAGACGUAAGCGGGUCUGGCGAGGGAGCGCAGUUCAGCGGCACAUUGAAAAUCCCAUUCAAAAACGAGAACCUCGCUGCUAUCGCUGUGGAUGGUGAUGGAUCUGAAACGGUCGCUGCGAGUGUGCCUGACUUGAUUUGUGUAUGCGACGCGGGUAAUGGCGAAGCGAUUGGGACUCCGGAAUAUCGAUAUGGGUUGAUGGUUGCCGUCGUUGGAAUUCAAGCCUCAGAAAGGUGGACCUCGACUGAGAGAGGCAUCGAGAUCGGGGGUCCCAAAGCCUUUGGGCUGGACAUCGACUACAAGCCUUUGGGCGUUUUCCAGAAGCCACGCAGCGUAAUAGACGAGUAUGUCUUAUAG